Messenger RNA from Microsporum canis CBS 113480, 2694 nucleotides. RefSeq names its product chromatin structure-remodeling complex protein RSC1. Gene Ontology annotation, biological process: chromatin remodeling. The record is from RefSeq and is a predicted model, not a curated record. NCBI's taxonomy places the organism in Eukaryota, Fungi, Ascomycota, Eurotiomycetes, Onygenales, Arthrodermataceae. Gene Ontology annotation, cellular component: RSC-type complex. Bases 1 to 2694 code for a protein of 897 amino acids. The transcript has 5 exons. Gene Ontology annotation, molecular function: chromatin binding; protein binding.
AUGGCGGAAGAUAGCUCUGGGGGUGCGCUUAGCAUCGAGAAGCAGUUACACGCGGCCGUGCAAGAACCAGCGGCAGAUAGCUCUGGGAUAAUGGAAUCGAUCGAGAGCUCCAAGGCCACCGAUGCGCCUGUCAGCCAAGUCACCGACGUGCAGUGGAGGGCCAUGUCCGAUGUCCUUAUGAAUAUAUACAACUACAGGGAACAAGAUGGCCAUGACCCUUCGAAACUCUUUCAGAGGAGCGUCAACAAGCGCAAUGUACCGGAUUAUUACGACGUGAUCAAGGAGCCGAUGGCCCUCAGCGUGCUAAAGCAGAAGAUUAAAACCAAGUCCUAUAUGCACUUUGCGGAGUUUGUUAGGGACUGUGCUUUGAUCCCACAUAAUGCGCAAACCUAUAAUCGGCCGAAAUCGAUGGCUUAUGAAGAUGCGCUCGUUAUUAAAGAUGUUAUGAUAUCCGAAUUUCAAAAGCUCGCAGAACAAGAUAUCAUCACCCCCGAAACCGCUGAACUCCCUGAUCUUGGUGAAAUCCCCGAGGCAGAUCCUCUCCCCGCUGAAGAGGAGGAGGAGGAAGAGGAGGAAGAGGAAGAAGAUGAAGAAGCCGAGGAUUCAGAUGAUGAUGGUGCGCGACGAAAGCGUAAACGCGGGCCCCGUGUCGGUUCGAAACGUGAGAGCGGAGCGAAAGACGACCUUCAUAAGGGAGCCGAUCUCGAUGGACGCAAGAAGCGUGGCCGCCCCCCUCGAGUCGACACCCCUAUGGAAGCCAGGAUCAAGGCCGUUCUCAAGGGAAUCCGCAAACUCAAAGACAACAGUGGCCAGAUGAAGGUUCGGCAUUUCGAGCGUCUACCGGAUAAAGGCGCCUAUCCGGAUUACUAUGUGGAAAUAAAGGAGCCGCUGGCUAUAGAUCUCAUCAAGAGGAAGUCCAAGCGGAAGAAGUACACCUCCGUCGACCACUUCAUGAGGGACGUCGACGUCAUGUUCAACAACGCAAAAGCUUAUAACCUUCCGGAAAGCCAGAUAUACAGAGAUGCCGUUGAUCUGCAUCGAGAAGCGCACAGGCUUGCAGAGCAAGAAAAGAACAAGGCGGACAGCGAGUACUUGAUGGAAGACGGGCGACUGCCCUUACCGAAUGGUAUUUCAUACAAGGAUGAGAUCUGGCGGGUUGGUGACUGGGUUCACCUUCAGAAUCCAAAUGAUGCUACAAAACCUAUUGUUGCCCAGCUAUAUAGGACCUGGCAGGACCCUGAAGGAGGUAAAUGGAUCAAUGCCUGCUGGUACUACCGACCUGAGCAGACGGUCCAUCAUUUUGAGAAACAUUUCUUUCCAAACGAGGUCGUCAAGACUGGCCAGUAUCGGGAUCAUAGGAUAGAUGAAGUUGUUGACAGAUGCUUCGUCAUGUUCUUCACACGAUACAAUCGUGGACGGCCGCGAGGACUCCCACACAAUAAAGAGGUCUAUGUUUGCGAAGCCAGAUAUAAUGAAGAAAAGCACAAGCUGAACAAGAUCAAAACAUGGGCAAGUUGCCUCCCAGACGAGGUGCGAGAGAAGGACUAUGAAAUGGAGAUGUUCGACGCCCCCAGGAAGAUCAAGAAGAUACCUAGCCCCAUCAGACACCUUCUCAAGGAGGAUGCAAAGGAGACAGAUGAUCUUCCAAAGCCUACCUGGGGAGCUGAAAAUGCACCGCCCAUCGUAGGAGCGGUUCACUGCCGCCCCCGUGAUGAAAAUGAAUCCCCUCCCCCAGAGCCAACGCCGUCGCCACCUCCGCCACAGCUUCACCCACAUCCACCUUUGGCAAUGCCGAGACAGCCUUCGUUGCCUCAACCCCAUCCCCCUAUGCAACAUAUGCCUGGCCAGGAUCAUCUCCGCAAUAACUCUAUUCCACCCCUCCCCGGCCGUCUACCCCAUCCUCCCCAUCUCGCUGCUACCCCUCAAACCCCCAUGAUGCCAGGCAGGCCACAUCAAUAUAACCAAACACCGCCAAAUAUGCCUGUAUACCCAGUCAACCACAACCGUAACCCUCCAGCUCUCCCACAAACGCCACAGCCUUCAUACCAAGCCCCUCAGCCAGUACAACCUUACUCAGUUCCUCAUAAUUUCCCUUCUUACCAAGGCAACCGCCCUCCUCAAGCAUCCAUCCCUCCCCCUAUUUACAACCCCAAUGCACCGCGGAGUGUAGAAACCUUCCAUCUUCGUGACGGGCUAGAUCAAUCAAUUCCGAAAGAGAUACGAGACCAAUUCCAGCAAGACUCCCAAGGCCGAGUUAUUUUCUUCAGUAUCCCACCGCUGGAUGUGGUGCCAACCGGCCACCAGGGGUUAAGCCAUUCGAUCAAGUACCUUGCAGCUAAAGAAAGACGACAAACGCUAAAAGAUGCCAACGGCAGCAAAGCAGCCGGGGACACCGAGGAGCCUCAGGCAAAGAAACGAAGGACUGAGACUCCAGCUGCGACGGAGAACGGAAAAUCAGAGAAGAAAGCGAAUUUUGAAGCCGAAGCUAUGAAAGUGAUUGCAGAAUCGAUUUGCAAAAGCAAUGCAGACUUCUAUCAUUUCCAUUACGGUGAUCAAGCCGCGGCUGUUAUGAAGGAAGACCUUCGAACUCUUGAAUCUAGAUGUGUUACGAAGCCUCCCCAAGCCAAAGAACCUAUGUUUGUCUCAUGCGAGCCAACAACAAGCUGCAGGGGGAAUUUUAGGAGCUCAAAUUGA